This is a messenger RNA of Volvox carteri f. nagariensis, 350 nucleotides long. RefSeq lists its product as uncharacterized. The annotation marks the transcript as partial. The transcript has 2 exons. The record is from RefSeq and is a predicted model, not a curated record. NCBI's taxonomy places the organism in Eukaryota, Viridiplantae, Chlorophyta, Chlorophyceae, Chlamydomonadales, Volvocaceae.
GCCUCCUCCGCGACCUGGGUGUGCCGCUCAACCCCAGCCAGCUGUCACAGGCAAUUGCUCAGCUCGACACGUCACAAACGGGCCGCAUCACGUUUGGCGAAUUCUUGCUGUGGUGGAAGGGCUGGCGAAUGGCAAGACGAUGGCGGCAAGCCGCAGUUCUGCAAGCUUCCACGAGCGAGGCAACACUGGGAGUCGGGCGUCCUGGAGGCAGUGAAAGGUACCCGGCACUGGCUCGAGUGGUGCAGCCAGCCAUCCUGGUGCUGUCGACAGGCGACACCCUUGCUGAGUCCCCAAGGAUGCUGACCUGGCCCACGUUCCUAGCAUUUGUCCGGGUAUCCGGCGAUGCCUGA